Glycine soja is the source of this 1284-nucleotide messenger RNA. RefSeq names its product probable galactinol--sucrose galactosyltransferase 2. The coding region runs from base 174 to 1034 and encodes 286 amino acids. The transcript has 7 exons. The record is from RefSeq and is a predicted model, not a curated record. NCBI's taxonomy places the organism in Eukaryota, Viridiplantae, Streptophyta, Magnoliopsida, Fabales, Fabaceae.
UUGGGUUCUGAGUACGGUGGACGUGUUUCGUUGACCAAACGGUUUCAAGAAGCACUAGAGCAAUCUGUAACAAGGAACUUCAAGGACAACAAUCUCAUUUCUUGCAUGUGUCACAACUCUGAUUCAAUUUACAGUUCAAGAAUAGUGCAGCAGCAAGAGCAUCUGAGGAUUUCAUGCCAAGAGAACCAACAUUUCAAACCUUACACAUCGCCUCUGUCGCAUUUAACAGUCUUCUUCUUCUGGGAGAGAGCAAGCACGAGACAGCCGAGUCCCAUGCUGCAGCAAGAUCAAUAGGUGGUUGUGCAGUAUAUGUUAGUGACAAGCCUGGAAAUCAUGAUUUUAAAAUCCUGAAGAAGCUAGUGCUGCCUGAUGGAUCAGUCUUGAGAGCAAGAUAUGCCGGCCACCCUACUCGAGAUUGUUUAUUUGAAGAUCCUGUAAUGGAUGGUAAAAGUCUGCUGAAAAUUUGUAAUUUAAAUGUUCUGACUGGGGUGGUAGGCGUCUUCAAUUGCCAAGGAGCAGGAAGCUGGUCACUGAAAUCAUUGGAAGCCGCACCCUCGUGCAUAACCAUCUCAGGGAAAGUAAGACCCCUUGAUGUUGAAUUUCUUGAAGAGGCUGCAGGUGAAAAUUGGAAUGGAGACUGCAUAGUAUAUGCCUUCAAGGCAGGCUUGCUUUCCAAGGUGUCUUGCAGAGGAAAACUUGAAGUAUCCCUGGAAACUCUCCAAUGUGAAAUAUAUACAGUAUCUCCAAUAAGGGUGUUUGGUCAUGAUGUGCAAUUUGCACCAAUAGGAUUGCUUGACAUGUACAAUUCAGGAGGAGCAAUAGAAGCCUUGGACUGCACCAUGGAUGUUGCACAGUGCGUAGUAAAAAUCAAAGGCAGAGGAUGUGGCCGUUUUGGAGCCUACUCCAACGUUAGACCGAAAAGUUGUGUAGUGGACAUGAAGGAGGAGGAGUUCUCCUACAUCCCUGAAGAUGGAUUAUUGACUAUUACACUUGGUUGUGAAGGCAAUUCAAGGGACAUGGAAUUUGUAUACUGAGGUGGCUCUGUUAAGUCAAAGUGAAUGUAUUCCAAUUCUUCUUCAGUGCCAUUUUUUUUAUUUACUUACCUAACCCCGGAUGUAAGCAUAUGUUAGAAUUUUGUUGUAGUAAGAAAAGAAAAGAGUGGUUUAAUUGGUGAUGCAGUACUGUAAAUAUUUUUGUAUCGUCUGUAUACCAGUGAUGAGACACCGUCUUAUUCUUUGUAAGUAAUUUGUAAAGAUAUAAGAAAAUUUAAGGGGAUUUAUUUAA